AUGCCCAAGAAAAUGCGUGUCCCUGCUCUGCCUCGCUUUUUUUCUGCCUUGGAAUCUGUAUCCUUUACUAUGCACCCACCUAAUCCACACUCUGAACCUUUGCUGUCUGAGGUUCCUUCAUUUUCCUUCUUUGACUUUCAUUCGUUUCUAACGCUAUACUUGCAAAACACUAACCAACCACUCGCUUUGAUCACGUCAUGGAACCCAGUAUUCACCGCCUCUCCGCUUUCGUCUUCAAUUUCGUUGCAUGAGAUGCCACAAGGUGUGGGCCGACAGGGGAGUCGCCGACUUGCUAUUCGGUUAAUGACUGAUCACGAUCGAACACAGACCCUCCAGCAGAGUUCAUUGGUUUCUACCAGCGGCGCAGCCCUUCAGCAUUUCGGUCAAGGUGUUUUUCGUCCCCCGUGA
Molecule: messenger RNA, 408 nt
Organism: Cyclocybe aegerita
Lineage: Eukaryota; Fungi; Basidiomycota; Agaricomycetes; Agaricales; Hemipholiotaceae
Source: the annotation of a GenBank genome assembly